Messenger RNA from Eupeodes corollae, 5573 nucleotides. RefSeq names its product pleckstrin homology-like domain family B member 1. The transcript is spliced from 10 exons. The record is from RefSeq and is a predicted model, not a curated record. NCBI's taxonomy places the organism in Eukaryota, Metazoa, Arthropoda, Insecta, Diptera, Syrphidae. Bases 531 to 4703 code for a protein of 1390 amino acids. Gene Ontology annotation, molecular function: protein binding.
GUCUUCUGCUGUUUUAAAAAAGUUUCAGUGCAGUGCGGUAGUGUUUAAAAAACGGCGAACUGUGAACGACACUGAACAAGGAGAUCGGGUGCGCCUCUUUGCUUUUUAUUUUUGUUGACACUCAUCAUAAUGUAGAAAAGAACACUAAUCUCAUCCAGUUGAUUUAUUAUUUUGUUUUAUUAUUGUUUUGCAAAACCCUUUGUCUUGCUUAUUUUAUUUAUUUCGACUUCUUACAAAGUUAAUGAAGACUAAACUAAAACUCAUAGCAAGAAGAUUGCGUGCAAAAAGUGGGAAAGCGAAACAUUUCAAGUGCGUUUCACGGUUAAUUUUUGUGUGAAGAAAACAAGUUUUGCGAAAUACAAACAAAAAAAUUAAAUAAAACUAAAAAAGCAAAGAACGCGAGCUUCAGCUUGUGUGACUUGACUUGACUCGACUUGAAACUGAAACACCAAACACCAAACAACUCCCUCAUCAGACAACAGAGUUGAAAUUCCAACAAUUUAUUUAUAUUUUCUAGUUUUAACAUCGCGAUGUCAUUAAAAAAGAAAGAUCCAUCAUUAAGAGUUGCUGCUAAUGAUCCGCACUUAGUGAGCCUUGGUGGUGGCCGAUUGAGUACGGCAGUUACAAUACAUUACAUACCCAUUGGUGAUAUGACAAUAGGUUCAUCGCCUACAUGCAGUGUCUCUCUAAACGGAUCUGGGGUGCGCCCGGUCCAUUGUACGAUUUAUCGUAGUGAAGAAAAUGAAGUGACCAUCGUUCCAGAAAGUGAAGCUAGAGUCCUAAUCGAUGGAACAAAACUCGAUGGCGAAACAAAUCUCACACAAGGCGCAAUGAUUACAAUUGGCAAUUCGAAUUAUUUGCGUUUCAAUAAUCCCGCCGAAGCCCAACUAAUACGUUCAGCAAUGGGCAGCAACGAAAGAAUCUCAAUGCCACAAAUUGACUUCACCCAAGUUCCGCGUCGCAAUUCGGGCCGAAGUAAUAGCAGCAGCAAUGGUGGUAGUGGUGGCUCUGAAGAAGCCCAAAUCGAAGCAUUCUACGAAUCGAAAAUUCAUCCGAAAGAAUCAAAACUCAUUCAAAACAUCGACAUAAAUGGUCUGACAUGUCCGAAAGUUUUCACAGCCGAUUCGAUAACAGUUAACACACCAGCUAAAGAUGUACUAGGUCCGAAAUAUGCAAAUUUUGCAAAGAAUCUCGCUGAGAAUCAUCGCAACGAAAAAAAUCAAAAAAUGAACAACUAUGUAAACAUUCCAGCUACAAGUUUUCUACAACAACAUCAACAUCAACAACAGCAGCACCAGCACCAUAACAACAGCAACCAUAAUAGUUCUUCGCCAAGUAUAAAUGGUGGAAGUGCUGGUGGCAAUGAGAUUCUGGCUAAAGUAAAUAAUAAUCUAUCGAGUAAUAGUAGAAACACUACACCAUAUGAUAAGUAUCCCAAAACAUAUGGUGGCUUGCAACUAUUUCCAAUGAAUGGUGUUAAUACUGAAAUCAACAAUUCGUCGUCAUCGUAUCAUAGUGUUACCUAUGAUUCGUUGACAGCACAUAACUCAUCACAGCAGAAUAUAUCGGCGCAGGAAAAUGAACGCCUGGAGGAGAUUCUUAAGAUUUGUACUGAGUACGAACGCCAGAAUUCGAGUAUUACCUCUUCACCCAUAGUUCAGAAUCGUAUUAAAACAAAUGGGUCUCUGCCGCGGGAAAAGAAAGGACCAUUCUAUGAUUUAAGCCCUCAACAUGCAGGAGGGCAUUCAAAAGUUUUCUUUCCCGACAAAUCCAAAUCGAGUUCUGGGUAUGAGAAUGUUCGACUCAUAGGCGAUCGAAGGGUAGAAAUUGGUGGUGGGAGUGGCAGCGGGGGUGGGACUCCAUCAAGUGGUUCGUGCAUUGGUUCCCCAAAGUCGGGCUAUGAGAAUGUUAUCGUCGGAAAGUAUGUACCACAAAGCCCAAGAACAAAAAUACGAACCACUUGCAUGUCACCCAAAAAGGAAAGCAGUUUUAAUGGUUCUUCGGUGUUUCAAGUUCAACAAAAACCGCAGACAAGUCACUCGACAUCAGAUUAUGAACAAUUGAUACAAACUUUUGAGGAUAAGCUGAAAAUGGAAAUGGAGGCCAUACAAGAUAAAAGUCGAUUAGCCAGUCCAACAUCAUCGUCUAAAGUUGGUUUCAGUUCAACUCCCAAAAGAGCGAAUAAGAACAUCAAUAAUUUGACUUUAAAUCUGAGCUUUGAUAAAAAAGACAAGGAGAAGCCAGUUCCUGCUGUUCGAAACCUUAAGACUAAUGUAAAAGUUCCUGUAGCGGAUUCGAAUGGCUCAGACAUUAAUCUGGAAAAGCUUAAGAGAACUCGUAAAGAAUUGCAAGCUAACAUUCUAAUGCUCAGGGCAGAAAUAGGAGAGUUGCGACUGCAGGAGGAAAACUCUUUAAGAAGCAUGGACAUGGAGAAAUCUAUUGGAUCAGCUGAACUCUUAUCCACCAAGGACAAUCUUGGGAAACUAGAAAAAUCCUUCACUUUGCUGCAAACAAAAAUUCAUCGAUUAGAAGCACAAAGAAAUGCCACACGUGUCAUGGAAGAAAAUCAACAGGCUAAGCUAAAGCAAUCAAUUGCUAUAAAACAAGACCAAGUAAAAAGACUGAAAACAAUGCUUAAAGUGAAACCCUCUGACGAUUGUUUAAAUGAAGAAUUCAAUAAGUGUUACGAAUCACUCGAGAACGAUCGUAAAACAUUUGAAGAUUUGGAAUUCCAGUAUCUGGAAGAAGAGUCCGAAUGGCAAGCAUACCGAGAAGAACUCCAUAUGGAACAAAAAGAUUUGUCCUCACAAAUUGAUGAACAACGAAAUAAAAUGCGACAAUUGGAGAACUCUGACUCUGCUAAUCGCAACGAUGCCUGUACCGAAGCUCAAACUUUAAAAAAUAACUUAUUAUCAUUGAUAAAUGAAUUACGGGAAUACAAAGAAGAAUUACGAACAGUAGAAGCCAAUAUAACGGAAAUAACUGGAGAACUCAACGGGCAAUCGGAUCCAUCAUCUGAAAAUGACGAUGAUGAUGAUGACAAUGACGAUGAUGACGACGAGGAAGAUGAUGAGAGCGAAAUGUCACCGGCCGAUAAUCAACAUGGAAUAAUGUCGCAAUCUCUGUUCGGAUCAGCAGAAAUUCUCUGUCCAAAACGCCAUCCAGAAGACAUUAUGUCAAAGAGUGUUAACGAGAAUAUGUUCUAUAACAAUAAAAUUGAAUUGCCAUCACAACAGCCAGCAACAAGCACACCCAAGAGGAAACUAGAAGUUGUUGACAUAAAAGAUGAUUAUAUCAACGAUGCACCCGCUCUCCCCCCUAGGCAGCCUUAUAAGAGUUCUCAAGAUUCGCCAUCGGUUGAAGAACAAGUUGUUCGUCGAUUGCACAAAGAAGAAGAGGAUCCAUUAUUAAAACUUAAAUACAAUGUAAAUGGAGAACAGGAGCAGACAGGUGAACGAGUCAAUUUUAAUCUAUCGCUUGGUAGUGAUGAUUUUGAGGUUAAUCCAUUGGAGCGAAGAAUUCCAUCACAGGAUGAUAUCGAUAGAAUUUCAAAGGUGACUUCAGAUGCACCAAUUUCAACCAAAGGAGCCAGUAAUAAGAUAUUUGACAGUAUUAAAGAAAUUGAGAGAAAUCGACAGUUAUUGCUGGCACAGCAAGGAUGCCAUGUUAUUGAACAUGCAAGACAAAAAAUGGUCGAUUUGAAAAAGAAAAGUCAUGAUGAAGCACGUGCACAGUAUUUGUCUAUGUUGAGUACUAGUUUAGAUAACUCAACAAGUAAUAAGGAUGUCAUGGAGUCGACGGAAAUGGAUGAUUUGACGGAUAAAGAGAAUCGGCAGCAACAGGUGGAAGAUGCAGACAGAAAAUUAGUCGGUUCCAGUACCACCACCGCCAGUAACAAACACAGUAGCAGAACAAAUGCAAACAGCACCAACAACGAAAGCACUAAUAAUGAUCAAAAUAAAUCUAGUCAAAAUCGUCACUCACAGCCAGAAUUAGAAUCACAACGAUCACGACCCUUGUCCGAGGCAAAUUCAGAAUUGAGUUGUGAUCUUUUAUCAGAGAAUAACUACAAAUCCAGCAUAGAGCUAUCUUCAUCGACGGGUGGUGGUGGUGGUGGUGGAGGCGGUAGUGGAGGAGGAAUAGGAGGUGGUGGUAAUCGUCACUCAGAACAAAGCGACGAUGGUAAACGCUCAAGUGUCAAUUCAAGUGACACAACAAGCAGUGAUCGACUACAGUCGGGCAAUAAGAGAUCACUGCCAAAACAUCAACGACCACUUACUCGGUAUUUACCGAUCUUCUCACCCGAUUUAGAUUUACGACAACACAUUGAAUCGGCAGGUCACCAGAUCGCCCAGUGCCCACAUGUUUUUGUUGAUUCAUACAGCUGUCGAGGGUAUUUGCACAAACUAGGCGCCACAUUCCAUGGCUGGUCAAGGAGAUGGUUUGUUUUGGAUCGGCAACGUAACGCAUUUAUUUACUAUUCGGAUAAGUCGGAAAGGAAACCUCGUGGUGGCGCGUAUUUUUCGACAAUUGACGAAGUCUAUCUGGAUCAUUUAAAUGCAUCAAAAAGUGGCCGACCACAUUGCACAUUUAUUGUUAAAACAAAAAAGCGUAGCUAUCACCUGCAAGCAGCUUCAGAUUCAGCAGCUCGAAUUUGGAUAGAUGCCAUCAUAACUGGAGCUCAAGGAAAUUUAGAUUAUUAGAACACAAACAAAAAUGUCUGUUCUUUGUAUAUUAUAAGCUUAUUAUUAGACUUUAACCGUAUUAAAAGAAAAGAAAUCACAGGAUUAACUCUCCAUAAAUACAGAUUUCUAUGCCAAAGUGAAUUUUCAAAUUCAAAAACAGUAUAAAACUCUUAAAAAAAUAAAAACAAAAAUAAAAUACACUAUUUUUUAGCGUAGUGCGACAUGUAUUUUUUUAUAAAUUAGCCUUUAAGAAAACUCAUUAUCAAACGUUAAUUGCUCAUGUUUUUCAAAACUAACUAGUAUUUCAUUGAUCAUAGAAAUGGGAAUGAAUUAGCGCCAAACAAUAGUUUCUAUAUGUAUGUGCCUUUGUUUUGUUUAUUUAAAGGAUUACAAUAUUUAUAUAAAUUAAAACUGAUGUUAAUUAAAGAGAAUUCUUAGUGAACUUCUUAGGCACUUUAGUUAGUUGUGAAAUUUAUUGCAUUAAUUAGUUAUCUGAUGCUUAGAUUGUUUGCUUACUUAGAAACAUUUUUAUUGUUUUCAAUUCAUCUAACUUUUUUUUUUAUACAUAAUAUAUAUUUUACAUUUAUAUAAUUAAUAUAUACAAACUUUAAAAUUUAAAAAAAAUUAUUUCAAAUGAAAUAGUAGAGUUAUUGUAGUAAUUGUUGUUUGUGAGUUAAUGCAGACAUUUCAAAACAUAUAGUGUCAGAUUAAGAAAGUACGAAAAUAGAUCUAAAUUUUGUUUAUUAAAACUAAAUUUAUUAUAUACAUAAUUUCAUAUUUUGGAUUGACUUGUGUUUUAUCAAGAAUUUACCUUCUUUUAUUUAUAAUAAUUUAUAAUUUAACAAUAAACAUAUAUGCAUACAUAUUAUAUGCGCAUAUAAAUCGAAA